Molecule: messenger RNA, 1473 nt
Organism: Durusdinium trenchii
Lineage: Eukaryota; Dinophyceae; Suessiales; Symbiodiniaceae
Source: the annotation of a GenBank genome assembly
AUGCGCUGUGUUUUCUUCAACGACAACAGCGGUUAUGGCGACGAUGGUGCAGAGUCGGGUGGCCGAUCAUGUACUCCUGAGGUGGACGGUUGGCGUGGACGUUACUGGACAGUCUUUGAGCUUACGCGGCCGGCGCCCCAAUCGCCACCACCUUCAGGGCUUCAUCCGGGAGGGCGUGGCGUGCUGGUACGUGUCUGGAACCAUUGUCCCCCUGAGAACUCCUUCAGUGCUCGCUGCAAUGAAUGGAGGGCUGGUCUCCAAGCGUUGCAUGCCUCACUGAACCCGGAGUACCGGAAGCAGCGUCCGAUGAUGGAGACGGUGCGAAGCGAUGUGAUGCGCGGUGCCUUCGGUGAGGAGCGGGCGGACUUCUCGGGCGAUGUGCCGGAGAUGAUGCAGAGCUACGAUCCUGAGGCACCGUUCAAGACCCUGGCAGAGGCCUCCGGAAAGCACGGCAUUGUGGAGGAGAUCAUGGGUUUCUUUGUGGCGCCUUUCGAUGGAGAUUAUUCCUUCAUGACCUGGGGACGAAACUUCCAGGACGUGUGGUUGAGCGAGUCCACCGACCCGGCAGACAUGAUCCAGGUGGCCGAACGGCUUGACCAUACCGGCUGCAGGACACACAGCCGCCGAAGGGCGAUCCACGCGGGUUGCUCCAUCUUCUACAACGAACGUCAUCAUACCACGCCAUACUGGCUUCACGUGGGCAGCUACGUGAAAGACAGCUUCGACGGGCAGGGCUUGGACCUGCGGACGCCUACGGAGGUCACGGUGCCGCUACAACAAGGCGAGCGUCGCUUCUUCAUGAAGCGCUCGGUGCACAGCGAGGACUGGCGGCCGGGCUUCGGCGACCGCCGGCGCCGUCGUGCCUUCCAGGCAACGGGUCUGCGUAUCCAUAAGCCGGACCUUUCAAACCUCACUGCUCAGCAGAGGGAGCUACUGGCCGAUCGAAAGAGUUGGCCAGAGAUCGUGAAGAUCUCUCGCUUCAUCUCGAAGAACGGCGGCCAGUGGCGCUUGGGAAUUCGGGAGGAUCCACAGGACGAUGUGACCUGGACGAACUGGAUCACCUGGAACUUUCACGAGUGGCAUGUGUGCGAGGCAUUGAAUCAGGUGACCAUGCCCAGCGGCACGAAGGUCUUUGUGGAAGGCUGGUGGCUGAACUCAUAUACCAGUGGUGAAGAGUCCGUGAAUGAGUGGAUGUUCUGGAUUUGGCGUCCCAUGGGCAACCUCCCCGCACUCGAGGUGGAAUAUGAUCAGAUGCGCAGCCGCGUUGAGGUGGCCACCAUCACCGACGGCGACCCGGAGGAUCUCUUCGUUUGGCCCUUGCCGGCCUCGCUCUUCCAGGUGCCUGUGACGGAACCGGCAGUGAACUUGGUCGCCCGGGGCAUCCGGGCCCAAGACAGUCCUCGAGCCGGCCCUGCCAUGAGCAAUCAGAGUGACCUGGAUGAGGAGGUGGACAUGACAGCGACCGGCGCUUGA